UAUGGGGGGCGGUCGGGGGUGGGGCUUGCCCGCGCGUCGGAACUGUGGUGGCUGCGAGGAGCAAGGCUGGGGUUGAAAAUUGGCGGUCUCGAGGCUUUUGGGCUGAAAAAGACUUUUCUGUCUCACUGACAAUCUCCAUCAUGAUUCAUAGCCUUUUCUUGAUCAACUCCUCUGGAGAUAUUUUCCUGGAAAAACAUUGGAAAAGUGUGGUCAGCCGUUCUGUCUGUGAUUACUUUUUUGAGGCGCAAGAGAGAGCUACUGAGGCAGAAAACGUACCUCCAGUUAUCCCGACCCCUCACCACUAUCUCUUAAGUGUUUACCGUCACAAGAUCUUUUUUGUGGCUGUGAUCCAGACAGAGGUCCCACCUCUGUUUGUCAUUGAGUUCCUUCACCGAGUAGUGGACACGUUUCAGGAUUAUUUUGGAGUCUGUUCAGAGCCAGUGAUUAAAGACAAUGUGGUUGUGGUUUAUGAGGUACUGGAAGAGAUGCUUGACAAUGGGUUUCCAUUGGCUACUGAGUCAAACAUCCUCAAAGAACUGAUAAAGCCUCCCACUAUCCUUCGGACUGUUGUCAACACCAUAACAGGAAGCACCAAUGUGGGUGACCAGCUUCCUACUGGGCAGCUGUCAGUGGUGCCCUGGCGACGGACUGGAGUGAAAUACACUAACAAUGAGGCCUAUUUUGAUGUGAUCGAAGAGAUUGAUGCCAUCAUUGAUAAAUCAGGUUCCACAAUUACUGCGGAGAUCCAGGGGGUGAUUGAUGCCUGUGUCAAGCUAACUGGAAUGCCAGACCUUACGCUUUCCUUCAUGAACCCCAGGCUGCUGGAUGAUGUCAGCUUCCAUCCUUGUGUCCGUUUCAAGCGCUGGGAAUCUGAGCGUAUCCUCUCCUUCAUCCCUCCUGACGGAAACUUCCGCCUGCUCUCUUACCAUGUCAGUGCACAGAAUCUGGUGGCAAUUCCAGUGUAUGUCAAACAUAACAUCAGUUUCCGGGAUAGUAGUUCACUUGGACGCUUUGAAAUAACGGUGGGACCGAAGCAGACUAUGGGGAAGACCAUAGAGGGAGUGAUUGUCACCAGCCAGAUGCCCAAAGGGGUCCUGAAUAUGAGCCUGACUCCAUCUCAGGGGACACAUACAUUUGACCCAGUUACCAAGAUGUUGUCUUGGGAUGUAGGAAAAAUAAAUCCCCAAAAACUACCAAGUUUGAAGGGAACCAUGAGUCUUCAGGCUGGGGCUUCCAAACCAGAUGAGAACCCCACAAUUAACCUGCAGUUUAAGAUCCAGCAGCUGGCCAUUUCUGGACUCAAGGUGAAUCGUCUGGAUAUGUAUGGAGAAAAGUACAAACCCUUUAAGGGCAUAAAAUACAUGACCAAGGCUGGCAAAUUCCAAGUUCGAACCUGAAGGAAGAGUUUUGCAAAAAGAACAUUAACGAAUGCUUUUUUUUUCUUACUUGUCUCAAAGUAAAAAAAUAUCAGCCUGUCUCGUAGGUCAGUAUCCCCUUCUGGACCCGCCCGCUCCCGUUUUUCCUUAGCCUGCAGUGCCGUGGAGCUAACCAAGGGAGACAGGGGUCGCCAGGGAGAACCGGGCAGAACUGACACAGCACCAGCGCAGUUCUGAGAGAAGAGAUGCGUGACAGAGGGCAGAAGUACCUAAUGCCAUAUUUCACUAUUUUUAAUGCGGUUACCAUAGAAAAGGACUAGCAUUUAUUACUUGCUUGGCUUUACUUCUCUAAAGCUGAUGAACGACUUCUGUUUGUUGUAUAAGGUGGAGAGAAAGAUAAGAAAGAAGGAAAGAAAGCUUGGAACAAAAUGAAUGCUAGUCAAGAAAAGGCCAGGGAAGGGUCGGACCUUCGAGGGAGAAGGGAAGCAGCAGUAAAGACUUGUGAGCACACACGCUCAGGAGAGAGCGGGAGGAAGAGCAGUCAAGCCCCACGGGAAGGAGGGUUGGAAAGAAUAGAGUUGACUUGGUUUCUUUCUGAUCCCUCUACUUUGAUUACAUAUAAAAAAUCACCAGUACUUCUAGAAGAGAACUGGAAACUUCUUAAAUUCGAAUCCACUAAUGACAUGGAAAACCCCAGUAGGAUCAGAUUUUCCCUUGAAGAGUGCUGAUAUCUGACUGGUUUUCAGAUACUAACCACUGUUUGCCUUUAGCCCUUGGCCUUUCAUCUGCAGUGAGAUGGUGACCUACCCUCUUCCUGUUGGGGGUGCCUGAAACGCCCCUUUCCCUAACCCGGGACAGUUCUACUUACGUCACAGAAUUCACCAGCCUUUUUCCUGUUACACAAGGACAGUUUCAGAAAAGCCAAUCCCAUAAUCCCCAGGGCAGCCAGAUUCUGUGUGUCACAGUAUUGAAAUGUAGGUGGCCAACUCAUUCCUCACAAAGUACAUCACAGCUGUACCCCAGGGACUCCCUGUCUCCGCUUGUCUGUGCUGGCCUGGCGCUGGAGUCUAAGCCUUGCUGUCUGAAACUUUUCCACCAAUAACCCUAAGUGAAAAGAGUGCUUACCGUCCAGGGGCAAGUUUCAUCCUGGAAGCUUCUCAGUAAAGUUCAUUUCCUCGGAGUCUCCCGUGCUGGACUGUAAGAGAUUUGUCAGAGGUGUAUACCUACCAACCCAUCUUCAUUCGAGGCAAAAAGAAAUUCCCUAAACCUUUGAAUAAAACUGAUGUUGAGGGAAGAUGGGCCAUGUUGGUCAUGUGUGACCCAGUUUAAGAAACAUGGCAACUGGGGGAGUGCCUCAGACUUUCCCAGUGGGUAAUUUUUAUUCUAGUUCAAUGUACGGAUUACCCAUUUAAAUAUUUAUACCCAUUUAAAUACUUAUAUAAAAGACAGGUUUUUAAAUUAUUGCUAUAGCUUAAGGAGUGAUAUUGUGCUCUGCUUCAUGCAUGGGGAGAAAUGAAGACCUAUACUCUUCAAACCCUAUAAUUUUCCUCUAAAGCCCUGUUUCCAAAUAUUUAAGUAAUUUUGCUUUGCUACUUUUAUCUCCCUACUUCCUGGACUUGUUUUUCCUGCAGAGUAAUGUUGCUUUGUGGUUUUCCUCUGCGAUAAAUUGUGUUGUAUACAAACAGAUGUGUUUCAUACUCCAUCGCUCCAGAAUUUUCCUGAACUACUGUGUCCUAUACACACCCCUGGCACGGUAGGGGAAACAUUUCUGCCUCUGUGAUCCCAGGAUACUUGGAAUUACUUCUCCUGAGGGCUCUGAAGGAUUUUAAGGUUUCCUAGGUCAUAGGAAACAACCAGUCUUGGUCUUUGGAUAUUCUUAAGUUUAUCAAUCCAGCUGUUCUGUUUCCUCCUGGACAGCUCACCCUAAUUUCAAGGGAAGAACUUGAGAAAUAAAGUAUCUGGAGUACGGGGCCUGCAGGCCUUGGUGCAUGAGAUAGCACGUCACCUGUGUAGCAGCCCGCUGAGCCUGGUGGAGAACAUGUGACCAUCCAGCGAUGUGUUAACGCAAGCAGUGCAGGGGUCUUGAUCAAGCUGUCCAAUUCCAGAACCUGUGUCUAACGUGUGGAAGUAUCUCCUGUGCUUAAAUCUUAAUAAAGUUGAGCUUUACCAGUC
This is a messenger RNA of Suricata suricatta (meerkat), 3548 nucleotides long. It is a transcript of the gene AP3M2, whose product is annotated as adaptor related protein complex 3 subunit mu 2. Lineage: Eukaryota; Metazoa; Chordata; Mammalia; Carnivora; Herpestidae. The transcript has 9 exons. Gene Ontology annotation, cellular component: clathrin adaptor complex; cytoplasmic vesicle. The coding region runs from base 141 to 1397 and encodes 418 amino acids. Gene Ontology annotation, biological process: endocytosis; intracellular protein transport. The record is from RefSeq and is a predicted model, not a curated record.